Messenger RNA from Dracunculus medinensis (Guinea worm), 243 nucleotides. NCBI's taxonomy places the organism in Eukaryota, Metazoa, Nematoda, Chromadorea, Rhabditida, Dracunculidae. The record is from the annotation of a GenBank genome assembly.
AUGCAAUAUCAUAUUUUCAGAUAUUUGGAUCAGUUUAGAGAUCCUCUGGAAAUGGAAGGCGAAGUUCUUAAAAAACGUUUACGAAUGAGUUCUGUCGAAAGUGAACCGAAACAACCAAUAUAUCCCGAUAUUAACUAUGUAGAAAAUAAAAAAGUACUUCCAGCUUGGAUCCAUUCAAAACUUAUAAAGGAAAAUAGUGGCUCCGGUCGUUUUUUCGCUUUAUGGAAUAAUCCCAUUGAUUGA